AUGGAAGAGAGCUUUUUAUCAUUGCCGACAGAAAAAAAUGAUCCAAGAAAAUUUGGCAGUACCAGUACUAGUUUGACAUGGGGUUAUUUCUUUGAAGAACUGAAGAGGCAAUGUUACAUUGCAGGACCUAUGGUUGCUGCGAUUCUAUCCCAAAACUUGCUGCGUGUGGUUUCUAUGAUGAUGGUUGGUCACUUGGGAGAGCUAGCUCUCUCAAGCUCUUCCAUUGCCAUCUCCCUCUCUGGAGUCACUGGCUUCAGUGUUUUUAUAGGAAUGGCCAGCGGACUGGAAACAAUAUGUGGGCAAGCAUAUGGGGCUAAGCAAUAUCAAAAACUUGGACUUCAAACCUACACUGCUAUAUUUUCUCUAAACUUAGUUUGUGUCCCUCUAUCUGUGUUAUGGAUAUAUAUGGAGAACUUACUAAUUCUCAUGGGUCAGGAUCCUCUGAUUUCUCGUGAAGCUGGAAAAUUCACAAUCUGGCUUAUUCCAGCUCUCUUUGCUUAUGCAACUCUUCAACCACUCAUCAGAUACUUUCAGACACAGAGUUUGAUAACACCUGUACUCCUAAGCUCUUGCGCCACCCUUUUGUUUCAUAUUCCUCUUUGUUGGGUUCUAGUAUUCAAGUCUGGACUGGAUAAUGUUGGAGGGGCACUGGCAAUUAGUAUUUCAUAUUGGUUGAAUGUGAUUAUACUUGUAUUGUACAUGAAGUUCUCUUCUGCUUGUUCACAAACCCGAGCUCCAAUUACUGUAGAGGUAUUCCUUGGAAUGAAAGAGUACUUUUACUAUGCCAUCCCUUCCACAGUUAUGAUAUGCGUUGAGUGGUGGUCAUUUGAGCUGCUUAUUUUGCUUUCUGGGCUGCUACCAAAUCCGGCUCUUGAAACUUCGGUCCUGUCUGUAUGUCUCCAGACUAUUUCAACACUCUAUGCAAUACCCUAUGGGUUUGGUGCUGCAGCAAGUACUAGAGUUGCAAAUGAACUGGGAGCUAAUAACUCAGAAGGUGCUCGUAUAGCUGCGCGUGCUGCAUUGUGUCUUGCAGUCACAGAGACGAGCAUAGAAACAACAACUCUCUUUGCCUUGAGGCGUUCUUUUGGUUACACAUUUAGCACUGAACCACAAGUCAUCGAUUACGUCACAUCAAUGGCGCCUCUAGUGUGUUUGUCUCUUGCACUAGACAGCUUGCAAGGGGUCCUUACAGGUGUUGCUAGAGGAUGCGGGUGGCAGCAUAUAGGGGCUUAUAUAAACCUUGGAGCCUUUUAUCUUUGUGGGAUUCCAGUUGCUGCUAUAUUGGCUUUCUGGUUAAAGCUGAGAGGAAGAGGCCUUUGGAUUGGAAUACAACUUGGUUCUUUGGUGCAGACCGUAUUUCUUUCAAUUGUAACUUCUUGUACAAACUGGGAAAUGCAGGCAAAGAAGGCAAGGGAUCGGACUGGGUAUUCUAAAGGAGGCUCAACAGAAGAUGUUGGACUGUGCCAUUGAUGAAAUUCAUUCCAAAUAAGUUGCCGAAAUUCCUCGACAAAGUUGCAAAUUGUUCAGAAUUGAUUCAGAAAUACUAGGACUAGAGAUCGACAUUUGAGCUCACAUGUGUUCGUUUGCUUAUCCAAUUGGUCCAAUAUGACUCUUUUAAGUUAUUGAUAUUAUUUAAAC
Molecule: messenger RNA, 1638 nt
Organism: Argentina anserina (silverweed cinquefoil)
Lineage: Eukaryota; Viridiplantae; Streptophyta; Magnoliopsida; Rosales; Rosaceae
Product: protein DETOXIFICATION 12-like
Exons: 7
Coding region: 1-1470 (489 amino acids)
Biological process (GO): xenobiotic detoxification by transmembrane export across the plasma membrane
Cellular component (GO): membrane
Molecular function (GO): antiporter activity; xenobiotic transmembrane transporter activity
Source: RefSeq, a predicted model, not a curated record